Prunus armeniaca (apricot) is the source of this 288-nucleotide messenger RNA. The record is from the annotation of a GenBank genome assembly. Lineage: Eukaryota; Viridiplantae; Streptophyta; Magnoliopsida; Rosales; Rosaceae.
AUGGAAGGGACGGGAUCUGGGAAAAAGGAGGAAGAAAUCAACUUUAAGGUGACUGACUGUGAGUUGGAAAAGAAGUUGGAGGAAUGCCAGCGUAUGGCAAAUGAGUUUGUUGAAUUGGAGAGGAGGAGAAUGGAAGAAAGGAUAUUGCAGCAGCAGCAGGAAGCUGAAAUGCUUAGGUGGUGGUUGGAGGAAAUUGAGCUUGAGCUAUGCCGCUCAGGUGAUGGAAAUGGUAAGGAGAGUGGGACAAAGGACCAUGAUGGAACCCACAGUUUGCCAAAAGGUUGUUAG